CACAGCCUCACCGACGCCUUUGCCACUCGCCUCAGCUACCACCAUAAACACGCCCCGCCUCCUCCUCCUCCUUCACACAUCACUCAGCGUUUGUCCCACGGUGUGCAGGCUGCCCGGCACCACCCCAAUGUGAGGUCCAGGCAGGAGCAUGGGGUGUGUGCCCAGCAAGCCGGACAUCAACGACCGCCACGCCAACAUCUUCCAGGUGGUCACUUUAGAUGAGAUGGGCCAUCGCCUUAGCCCAGCCAAGCUGGAGGUGACAGAGUCCGACCUUGUACUGUAUCAGCGGGGCAAGGCGGCCACUCACUGGCCCCUCCGUGGUCUCCGCCGCUAUGGCUUUGAUGCUGAACUGUUCAGAUUUGAGAGUGGGCGACGCUGUCCCACUGGGCCAGGCGUCUACUCCUUCAAGUGUCGGCGGGCAGAGGCGCUGUUCAACAUGCUGCAGCUGCAGAUUCAGAACAUCACAGAGGAUGCAGGCUCUCGGGACAUGGGGAUGGUGGUACCCAUGCCGCCCGCUGUGCCUUCCGUGUCCACCCAGGGGAUACUGGUGCCCCAUGAGGACCCUGCACCAGGGAAUCAUGACUUUGAGGGCUACUUGGAGCCCCUCCCACAGCGCCUUCCCCACUCCCGAAUCCCCAAUAACGUGGGGCCCUCCCACGGGGCAAGCAACAUUGGAGUGGGUGGGACUGUUACUCCUGUUACUCCAGAUGUGGGUUAUGGGACAAGCAUGUACAGGCCGGUGGUGGCCAUACCCUCACCUGUCUCACCUCCUACUCCUUUGGGCCACCCUCCACCACCAUUGUACGACAACAGCUACGAUGGACUGGUUGGGGCAGAGGACCCCCCACCUACCCCUGUGCAUGACACCAGGGACUCACUCUCCACUCCAACCUGUAAUAAUCACUUUGACUUGUCCAGCUGUCCAUCCUGGCCCCUGACACACCCAGGGCGCCGGCCCCGUGCCCACCUCCCUACACCCUGCCCGCCCAACCAAGUGUACGUCAACGUGAUUCCAGAUAGCAGACACGUGUACGUCAACAUGGAGCAGAAAGAACCAUCGGGGGUGCCGAUGGUGCCGCCGCGCCAGCCAACAGCGCCAGGCUCUGGUUCCUCCCACUCGGGUACUACCACCACCACAGACACUGACCCUCAUGCACAAAUUCACUACAUCAUUCUACAGAUAAACCGUGGCUCUGACUCCUCCAUGGUGGCUCAAACCAGUCCUUCUGGGUCUGGCUCACCCCAGGGUGUGUGCAAAGGAGGUUACACCCAGAUAGACUUUGAUAAGACACAGGCAUUGAAUGAAGCUAAGAAGGCGGUCAGUGGGCGGGAGGACGGCUCACGGAAGACUAGGCACAACUCCACCUUCAGUGCGGCUACUCCCACCAACCUUGCCCACCAUAACUCUUCCUUCUCGGACUGAGGCCACACAAGUUAGGUGGCGUGGUUUUGUUCUGGUCUGUGGUGCCAAAGAAAUAGGUUUCGUGCUGUACAUAGUGCCGUGAUACCCAGCCGUUGCAAACUUGGCCCAGUAAAUAUAUAUAUAUGACAGUGACAGAUGCGCCGCCUCAGUGACGAGCCUGAAUUUUUGUGUAGCAGUGUUUAUAUAUACAUCUUUUUUAACCUACCAAAGUGCCCCUCUAGAAGACAAGCUGCCCCACCCCACCCCACCCUGCCCCGCCCCAGCUUGCCUUGCUGAUAUGCUUCACAACCUCACCACUGAUCUGUGUGAUGAUAAAAGAAAAGUUGUAAGGGGCUUUUGUGUGAUAUAGUGAGUUAGCCAAGUGGUGUGAUGAGUGUGGUGAAGGGUGUGGUGUGAUGACUGUGGUGUGGUAGAGGGUGUGUAGUGUGUUGUAUAGUGAGUGUGAUGAAAUGAAAGAGCAAAAUAGAUGCGAGAAAAGACUUGCCACAAUGAUCUGUUCUGUACACAGUGAGAUGGAGAAACUUUUAUGGCUGUACAGAUUUAUCAUAUGAUGAUAUGUUUUGAUUUCAUUUAGUUAUGUCAAGUAAUGCCUACAAUACAAAAGUAAUGGUUCAGUCAAUUUCAAGUUAAUUUUAUUAACUGGAACUUCUAUUGGUUGUGGUAAGAGCAUUUAUAAUUAUUUACAGUUAGCUAGUCAUCCAGAUAUGUUGCUGUUUUAGGAAAAGUGAGGAUGUUCCUCAUCCCAAGAUUUUAGCAAGACAGGAAAUCUCUUCUCAGAUGCUUUACAUAAUCAAAUUAUUCAUAAAAUAAGAAAGAAUGAAAAUAUUAGCUAUUUGUAUAUUUUCCAGAUACUCAUAAAGGAUCACUGCUCAAAUGCAUCUAUCAGCAAAAUACCAGAUUAUAUAUUACCUAAGGAAAAAAUUGUCAUUGUUAUUUUAUUUAUUACUAUCAUUAUCUUUAGGAGUGACCCAGUUUCUUCCCAGCUUGUGUUCUUCCGGGGCCUGUAGGGGUGGGGCGGGCAGGGCCAUGGACUAAGGGUGCUCUCGGUCUGAGAUUUUAAGAGGGUGAGGCUCAUCUCCACCCAGUACUGGGGGGCUGGGGCUGGCCUAAGUGGGUGUGGCAAUGUGGCUUGGGUCAGAAUCUGGAUGAGUAGUCAUGAGUGGAUGGCUAGAGGUAGAGUAUCAAUUGGUUGGAAGCAUUGGCUAGUAACUGGAUAACUGAAUUGUGAUGAUGUGCUGAAUGGACGGACGUUAAAAAAUAAAAGUAUUAUGAAAUCAUCAUGAUGGACAUGUGGGUGGAGGGAUGAAAGAAAGACAUGGAUGUUGGAUGAAAAGUGGAUAAUGGAACUGAAGUAAGAAUAAGAGAAAGGUGAUAAGACUUAUAUAACCUAAACAGCGAAAUUUUUUUAGCUCUUCUGGGAUUACAAGGGGGCACUAUCUCUCCUGCAGAAUGGCACUUGGGUCACAAGUUGCAGCCUCCACCACUGUGCCACCUGGCCCCAGUGUUAACAGGACAGUGACUAUUGGUGGGCAGACUGGUGGUGCACUGCCCAGAAGAUAGAGUGCAUUUUUCCUAGAUCCAUACGGCAGGGGAAGGGAGGAAGUGGGAGUACUAUGAAGCCAAAGCAUGGGAUGACAAUUUUUGGGAAGUGGUACUAGUGAGCUGGUCUGGUUGGUGGAGAAAAUCAAGAUAGUGGGUAAGGAUGGUGGGUGGGUGGGUGGGACAGCCACACCCACUCCAGGGCAGCACCACCACCCAGCAGGGAGUGAAGGGGCUGUCUGCAUGGUUCUCACAGCCGUAAAGACAGCAAAAUGGAUUAUAACAAAUUGUAAAGUUUUUAUGGAACACGUAGCAUAGAUUUGCACAAUUUGUGUAAAAAUGCUUUGUGACCCACGCCCGGCCAAGGAUGGGGGGGUGGGGUGGCCGGGCAGGGCAAGUUUGUAUCAUAUACCCAAAACUAACCGAAGAUAAUAAAAUUUGCAUUGUUUAUUUGACUAGAUUUUGACUAGAAUAUAAAAUGUUAUUAAAA
Molecule: messenger RNA, 3452 nt
Organism: Portunus trituberculatus (swimming crab)
Lineage: Eukaryota; Metazoa; Arthropoda; Malacostraca; Decapoda; Portunidae
Product: formin-like protein 13
Exons: 2
Coding region: 149-1423 (424 amino acids)
Biological process (GO): cell surface receptor protein tyrosine kinase signaling pathway
Cellular component (GO): cytoplasm
Source: RefSeq, a predicted model, not a curated record